Molecule: messenger RNA, 1389 nt
Organism: Vicia villosa (hairy vetch)
Lineage: Eukaryota; Viridiplantae; Streptophyta; Magnoliopsida; Fabales; Fabaceae
Exons: 3
Coding region: 1-1389 (462 amino acids)
Source: RefSeq, a predicted model, not a curated record
AUGACAAAUAACAAGAAGCAAAAGGCAGCUAUAAAAAGUUUGGAAACUCAAGUGGGCCAACUGGCUAAACAACUUGCAGCUAAUCAAUCAAAUGCAACAUUCUCAGCCAACACGCAAGAUAAUCCAAAAGAGCACUGCAAAGCGGUGGUGACAAGGACUGGGCAAAAAGGAAGUAAUAAUGAAGUUGAAAGGAAUGUAGUUGAAGAUAAUACGGAAGAGGAAGCCGAAAAACCUGAUGGAGAAGAUGAAGAAUAUGAAAUUAUUAAUACUACUGCUGAAGAAGAGAAUGUGAAUAAAGAAGUCAAAAAGAAAGAAAAGCUGAAAAGAAAAAGCAGUAGAGAAAAGAUGGCAAGCAACAUGAUACCAAGUCAACAUUUGCCAUAUCCUCAUGCUCCAUCAAAGAAGGACCACGCCAGGCAAUAUGCAAGUGCCAUAAUAUCACGCCUUCCUCAAAAGGCAAGAGACCCCAGAAGAGUCACAUUGCCGGUUACAAUUGGUAAUCAAAAUAUCGGGAAUGGACUGAUCGAUUUAGGAUCAAGUAUCAAUCUAAUUCCUCUAUCAAUAGUGAAGCGGUUGGGAAACAUUGAGAUGAAGUCAACAAGAAUGACUUUACAAUUAGCAGAUAAAUCAACCACUCUACCUUUCGGUGUUGCACAAGACAUGUUAGUGAAAGUUGACAAAUUCUUGUUUCCGGUAGACUUCGUUGUGAUUGACAUGGAAGAAGACAAGGAGUCACCUAUCAUUCUUGGGAGACCAUUCAUGAAAACAGCCCGAAUGAUGAUCGAUAUUGAUGAUGGUAUAAUGAAGUUAAGAGUUCAAGAUGAAGAGGUAUGCUUUAAUCUCUUCGAUGCCAUGAAGCAACCAAAAGACAAGAAUGACUGUUUUCGCAUGGAUAUUACUGAAGAGAGUGUAGUGGAAGUGACAAACCAAAUUCAUCUAUCUAGCCCUUUAAAGAGAUCUCUUGUUGAAUCUUUCAAUGAAUUAGAGAAAGGUGGCGACACGGUCACAAAGGAGGAAAAGAUAGAAGAUUUGGAGCUAAAAAAGGGAAUUACAGAGUCAAAGAUAGAAUUAAAGCUACUCCCACCUUAUUUGAAGUAUAUCUUUCUAGAUGAAGAGGGAAAUAAACCGGUUGUUAUCAGUUCUAAGUUGACUACAAGAGAAGCGGCAAGACUCAUUCAAAUUCUCCAAAAGAAUAAAGCUGCAAUUGGAUGGGUAUUGGCGGAUCUGAAAGGUAUAAGUCCUGCAUAUUGCAUGCAGAAGAUCAUGUUAGAGGAAGAAUUCAAACCGGUAGCUCAAACCGCAAAGAAGACUAAAUCCAACAAUGAAAGAGGUAGUAAGGAAAGAGGUGAUCAAACUUCUAGAAGCAGGUAUGAUUUACCCAAUUUCUGA